AUGCAAUGCCGGAAACCUAUCUGGCUCAGCCUCUUUCUGGUAAUCUUGUCUCUUACUGAGGCAGUAGAGGUUUUCACAAAUCAUUUCCAUGUUCAUCUGAAAGAGCCCGGAAUUGAAAAUGCUCAUCGCAUUGCCAAAAGACACGGAUUUGUAAAUAGAGGCUCGGUUCUCGGAAGUGACACGGAAUAUCAUUUCGUUCAACCAGCUCUUUCUCAUGCAAGAACUCGUCGAUCAAUUGGACAUCAUGCUAAACUUCAUAAAGAUGAUGAGGUAAGCCAUGUUGAACAACUGACCGGAUACAAGCGUACCAAAAGAGGAUAUCGGCCAUUAGCUGAAAGACUAACGAGUCAACUUGAUUUUUCAUCAGUUCAAUCACCAACAGACCCAUUAUAUCAAUAUCAAUGGUAUUUGAAGAAUACUGGACAAGCCGGAGGAAAAGCUCGUCUUGAUCUCAAUGUGGAAAAGGCAUGGGCACUCGGCUUUACCGGAAAGAACAUCACCACAGCUAUUAUGGAUGAUGGCGUUGAUUAUAUGCAUCCUGAUUUGCUGAAUAAUUUUAACGCUGAAGCCAGUUACGAUUUUUCAUCAAAUGAUCCGUUCCCGUAUCCCCGUUAUACGGACGAUUGGUUCAAUUCUCAUGGAACUCGAUGUGCCGGAGAAAUUGCCGCUGCCCGCGAUAAUGGCGUAUGUGGUGUUGGAGUUGCUCCAGACAGUAAAGUUGCUGGAAUUAGAAUGCUCGACCAACCAUAUAUGACGGAUUUAAUUGAAGCUAAUUCAAUGGGACAUGAGCCAAAUAAGAUUCACAUUUAUUCCGCUAGUUGGGGACCAACUGACGACGGCAAAACAGUUGAUGGCCCAAGAAACGCCACAAUGAGAGCCAUUGUCAAGGGAGUUAAUGAGGGUCGUGAUGGUCUCGGCUCCAUUUUCGUUUGGGCUUCUGGAGACGGAGGAGAAGAUGAUGACUGCAAUUGCGAUGGCUAUGCAGCUUCUAUGUGGACAAUUUCAAUCAAUUCUGCUAUCAACAACGGAGAGAAUGCUCACUAUGACGAGUCAUGCUCUUCAACAUUAGCUUCCACUUUCUCCAAUGGAGGACGAAACCCAGAAACUGGUGUAGCUACCACUGAUCUUUACGGAAGAUGCACUCGUUCUCAUUCGGGAACAUCAGCUGCGGCUCCAGAAGCUGCUGGUGUCUUUGCGUUGGCAUUGGAAGCUAAUCCUAAGCUUACAUGGAGAGAUCUCCAGCAUUUGACUGUCUUGACUUCUACUAGAAACUCACUCUUCGAUGGCCGUUGUCGUGACCUCCCCGAGCUCCAACUUAAGGGACAUGACAACCACGUCCAUUCAACUGGAAACUGUUCUCAUUUCGAAUGGCAAAUGAAUGGAGUUGGAUUAGAGUACAACCAUCUGUUUGGUUUCGGUGUUCUUGAUGCCGCUGAAAUGGUUAUGCUCUCUAUGGUCUGGAAGACAUCUCCACCUCGUUACCACUGUACCGCUGGAACCAUCGAUAUUCCACAUGAGAUUCCCGCUGACGGUAAUAUAGUUUUGGAACUCGAUACAGAUGGAUGCGCAGGUUCUGCUACUGAGGUACGGUAUUUGGAGCACGCUCAAGCCGUAAUCUCGUUCAAUUCCACUCGUCGUGGUGACACAACCCUUUAUUUGAUAUCACCCAUGGGAACCAGAACUAUGAUUCUUUCUCGUCGUCCAAAAGACGAUGAUGCCAAGGACGGCUUUACUAACUGGCCAUUCAUGACUACCCACACAUGGGGUGAAAACCCACGUGGAAAAUGGAGACUUAUUGCUCGUUUCCAGGGACCUGGAGAUCACAGAGGUACUCUCAAGAAAUUCACUCUGAUGCUUCAUGGAACUAAAGAACCUCCUUAUGCUGGCAUUGAACCCCUUAUGGGGCAUGUGAACUCGAAGCUUCAAGUCGUCCAGACGGCUCACAAGCGAAUGACCCACUAA
Messenger RNA from Auanema sp. JU1783, 1962 nucleotides. The record is from the annotation of a GenBank genome assembly. Lineage: Eukaryota; Metazoa; Nematoda; Chromadorea; Rhabditida; Rhabditidae.